AUGGCCAUCGAGUCAACAGAGAUCCUUACUCAAAUGGAUCCGAAAGAGUUUAGAGCAAACACUCUGAACUACAGGUAUCUUGACACUACCUCCAAGGCCGACAAGGCCGCCGUUGUCGUCAAUGUCGAUGCCCAGCUAGCUGCCAGUGACGCCGAAGCAGCGCUUCAAACCCUUCUUGCCCUGACCGGCAAGUCGCAAGCAAUCCUUUUGGGCGGUGUGGAGCCCACCACAAAAAUCCUCAACUCCACCGUCCCGGUCAUCAAGGACUUGCCAGUCUACCGGAUCCUUGACGAUGUCAGGUGUUCAAGCUUGCCUCCCUCGGAUCCAAGCUCUAUCGCAUUCCUCCCCCUCUUUACCCCUUGGUUUAACCCAGACGAGAUCAAGACACGCAUCGCCGCCAUCUGUGACCUCUUCAUUGAGCACACGUCCGGCUUGGUGAUCCCUUCACCAAACUUGAUCGUCAACUUGUGGGAUGAGCUCCACCAGUCUCGCGACUUCGAGCUCCAGCCCACCACCGUCCAAGGCGUUGUCAUGGACAUGUCUCCCAUUACAGGCAUGGCCAUGACUUAUGCCAACGCAAUGUGGAAGUCCCUGCAGACGAUGGUCGACGACCGUGUCCGCGCCAGAGGACAAAUCCCUCGUCCGCGUGCGACUUUGUUCCACCUGACGACGGACGUCAAUGCGUUCUAUUUCCCUCAAGGUAACCACGGUAUUCAAAUGGAAGAGCUCAACGACGACGAGCAAACCGAGGUCCUCAAGUACGCAAGCGCUGCACGAUCGGCAGGUACACCACUGCGCACGGUGGCGAGCAUGGUUCUCCGCAAGCACGGCGUCCUCUUGGUCCCUCACCACGCCAAUUGGCUCAGCCGCUUGCCCUCCGGCCCACUGAAGCCACUCGCGCAGAGGUACGACGACCUCCAUGAGUUGCGCGGCAUGUACGACCGCGAGGAUGUCCACGCCCGUCUUCUCAACGACCGUCGCUUCGUGUGGUCGGCCUACAACCCCUUCCAGACGAUCGACCGCGCCUGGGAGGCGCAAGGCAUUCUGGAUGGCACCGUCGAGGCAGAUGCCCUGGCCCAGAAGGGCAACAAGGUCGGAUGUUGCUACCUCUGUCGUCUGUCUGCCCCGAGGAUCCGUGAAUGCGACCCCACCAACCUCAUCUGCUGCGGAGUCUACCUUCAGCUCGCCGAAUACUUCACUGAUCACUGCGCUGCGGGUGACAUUUACGGCAUGGCAUAUGACGAGGAUCCCAUGUGCCAGUACCUCGCCGUUUGUGGAUCCUGCAAGAUUUACAGGCGAGAGCAAAUGUCGGAACUCAAAAAGCUGGGCCAGGAGGUCAUCCGCAAGAACACCGUCGCCACCAUCCGCGGCACGCGCAAUGCGGUCGUCCUGCAAUGUGGGAUGGCAGGGUGUGCCAACCGUUGCGUCGCCCACGACCGGCCUUCGGGCUCCACCUUUUACGGCGUGUAUGGUUUCGUGUCGUCCAAAGGCGACAGCAUCUGCCCCACUUGUUUCCAGGCUACCGGCCGCAUCCGCGGUCGCAACAAGGUCGCUGGAAAUUUCGACAGCGCUGCCGACAUUGUUAUCCGCGCAGCAUCCGAAAGCGCUUUAUCCAAUGACGACCUCCACAAGCGGAUAGGCGAGCAGAGUGUUCACCUCACUCACAAGCUCUACCCUGGUAAGAAGGACGACUUGACCCCAUUUGCCUUUUCAUGUAUUGACGUGGCUGCUCAGUUCCCAUGGUCCCGGCGCGGCCUACUCCAGUUCAUCCAGCAAAACACUCGUCGGGUUGGCGCGAUCGAGUUCUUGAGCCAGGUCCAGCCCUGGAGCGAGGACGAUGUGUAA
This is a messenger RNA of Apiotrichum porosum, 1845 nucleotides long. RefSeq lists its product as uncharacterized. The transcript has 7 exons. The coding region runs from base 1 to 1845 and encodes 614 amino acids. The record is from RefSeq and is a predicted model, not a curated record. NCBI's taxonomy places the organism in Eukaryota, Fungi, Basidiomycota, Tremellomycetes, Trichosporonales, Trichosporonaceae.